This is a messenger RNA of Paramuricea clavata, 690 nucleotides long. The record is from the annotation of a GenBank genome assembly. NCBI's taxonomy places the organism in Eukaryota, Metazoa, Cnidaria, Anthozoa, Malacalcyonacea, Plexauridae.
AUGAAACGGUCCCUCAAUGCAAGUCAGUCAAAAACAUUGUAUUCAGUGAAUGAAAAGCUGAUUGAAAAGCUUAAAAACUGGAAAGAACUUAAAGUGGAUAGCUCAGGAAACUUGAAAAUGAAAGUUAGCAGGCAGAAUGUUUGGGAAAAGCAAAAGAGGAUGUGUGCAAACCUAUCAAGGUUCAGUUCAUUGGAGAACCAGCUGUACGUAGUCGCAGAUCAAGGUGGGCCAUUACUAGAACAUUUUGUGCUGGCAAAUUCUGCUGCUCAAGAAAGGUUGAUGUCACAGUCUGUUUUUAGACACAAUAUCUCAGCCUUACAACACAGGGAGUAUUAUGCAUUUGGGCAGUUUACUGCACUUGGCCUAUUACAAGGAUCUCCCGGCCCUAGAUGUUUCUCUGCAGUUGAUUAAAUUUUGAGAGGAAAUAUUGAAGACCUCGUGCUCUCUAUUGAUGAAAUCCCAAAUCAUGACAUAAAGACCAGUGUUAUUGAAUUGGAGGAACUCCCAAAUGCUGAUGAAUUCAGAGAAAAAGCAAGCUUUGAAAGUGAAUUCCAAUUUGAAGCAAGCUACAUGAAACCAUUUGUGACAAAGUCUGAUAAAGAUGAGUUUCUCAUAUGCAUUGCCCUUCACUACACUGUGCUUGUGCCAUUGAGUGAACGUAACCAGUUUGUUAAUGGUUUGAAGAUUUGA